Messenger RNA from Microplitis mediator, 5096 nucleotides. RefSeq names its product rho GTPase-activating protein 20-like. Gene Ontology annotation, biological process: signal transduction. The record is from RefSeq and is a predicted model, not a curated record. The transcript is spliced from 12 exons. The coding region runs from base 731 to 4450 and encodes 1239 amino acids. Gene Ontology annotation, molecular function: guanyl-nucleotide exchange factor activity; GTPase activator activity. NCBI's taxonomy places the organism in Eukaryota, Metazoa, Arthropoda, Insecta, Hymenoptera, Braconidae.
AAGCAAACAGAGCGGCAGUUAUUAUGUGCAAUGUGUUGAUCGUGUUGAUGUUGUGUCUAGUUGUGUCGGCUUAAUCUUUCAUUAUUUUAGUACCAUAUUUAUAUUUAUUCAUUUCGUUGCAAUUUAAACAAUUACCCUAAAAACAACAAUUAAAAAUAUCCCCCAUCCAUUUUUAUUUUAUUCAAUCAAACAUCAGAAAAUCGUUAAAAUUAAACAUCGAAAUCACAAGUGAGUAAAUCUCGGCUUGAAUACCGGCGUCAGUUUCCAAGUGCAUCAGACGUAAAUCUUUAAGUGACGAUUACCAUGUGACUCAUAACCACUUACAUUAAUUUUUUGGCUUGAAAAGUUUUUUUUUCUUAAAACACUACCACCUAAAUCUUUAAUUUCUUUGUUUCUUUUUAUUUAAAAAAUAUUUUAAAAGUGUGAUCAUAAAUUUAAAAGAAAAUUUAAAAAUAGUGCAGGUGAAAAAUAUAUAUUUAAAAUGUAAACUCGAGGUUAAAUAAAAUAAAAUGAUGUAUUUGCUAGGUGCAGUUAAAAAUAUAUUUUGAGUAAAAAGUUUAAACCAUGUCAUGUUUACAUCAUAUAUACGUAAUUCCGUGUGUUGUCUAGCUCGUUUACUUGGUGAUGCUGCUGAUGGCAUCACCUCUACUCAACUAUCUCCGAAUGUGAUUAUCGUGACAAGAAGUGAGAGUAAAUUCUCCGAUAUUUCCGCAACAUUUUGUUACAUAUUAUGUCACUAAGAAUGGAAUUGGCGAGCUAUCGAAGUGCGGGUUCAAGAGCUCGUGUGAGGAAACGAGCUGAAUUAGGAAGACGACUUACCAGAAGGUUGUCUAUGGUGGCAAAGGCACCUGCAGCUUUUCUCCAACGAGCUAAUCAUCCGGAUCCUAGGCCUAUCGAGAUCAUUGCUAUUGCACCUGAUAAAUCUCAGCUAACGCUUCCAGCGAUAUCACCGGGACCAGUGUCUGCGCUCGUGGCCCCAGUGUUGCUUAAAUAUCGCGUAUGUAGACCGCGAUUGCUCUUGGCUGGAUCAAGAGCCGAGGUCGAUCUUGCUGCGGAUGUUGCGCUUCUUCAUGGUGAAGUUUUACUUAUCGAGGACGCUGCCAGACAGUACAAUCUCAUCGGUGAUACAGACAGAAGGUAUCGAGCGACAGAAAAAUUACUUCAUGCAGAAGAUGAAUUCCAUGAAAUUUUAUCGAGCGCUAAAGAAUUGUAUGCACGUCCAUUGGCGCGAAAUUAUCCACAUUAUCAUGAUGUAAUUUUUAAACCGCUUGCUGACCUUGCGCGCGUCAGCGGGGAUCUUUCUGAUAGGCUUCGAAAUGCUCUGGACAAUUGGAAUUCAGAAACUGCAAAAUCAAGUGAAUUAUUCCCCGCCUCUUUCUGGUUGUCUUACUGGGAAUACUUGGAAGCCUACGUCGAGGCAAGGCGGACAUUGGAUGCACUUAGAGCUGUUGCUGAUCCGUUACUUGAUUUUUUGAGACUUAGACAAGCGGCUGCGCGACAUUCACCCUCGGCUCUACUUCUUCUGCCGGUUCAGAGGCUCGCUGAGUACGAGCGAUACUUGGGCCAAGAAGCACGUACACUAAUAGAGUCUAAUAGUAAUAAUAAUAAUAAUAAUAAUAAUAAUCAUCAUCAUCAUCAUAAUAAUAAUAAUAAUAAAACGAACAUAACCAGCGGCGCAGUUCUUCAACGUGCCCAACUUGAGGGUGACCUUCACCGCAUCCAAGAACUAUUUCCGGGCGACAACCUGCGUUUACAUGAGCGAGAUGUCCUCACGACGAAAAUGAAGAAUUUGAUACGUAAGAGAAAUGGACCAAAUCCUGGUCGACUGACUCGCGCAUUGUCGCAAAAAAAUCUUCAGAAUAUCAGCAACUCACCAGUACCAGCGACAAAAUCAUCACCGCGGACAUUUCUACUGGAGACACCGGUACAAUUUACCACGGGUAUGCAGUCCCAGGACCGGCAUCUUUUUCUCUUCUCAGAUCUGCUGCUGAUUGCCAAGGCACGAAGUGGUGGAAAUUUUAAACUCAAGCAGACAGUGAAGAUGAGCGAACUUUGGCUAACCGCAGGACACAUUGAAGAUGUUGCUGAGUCAAACAAAUCUCAAGAAACGAGCUUUGUUCUCGGUUGGCCUACGACAAAUGUUGUUGCAACCUUCAUGACUGCAGCUGCCAGAGAUUUGUGGUGGGGACGUUUGACAGAAUUGGUACGGGAAGAAAGUCUGAAAGAACCACCAGACACCAAUAUCCAAGUUGUUUAUCACGACAAUGACACAAACACAGAAUAUUGCAAGACAAUAAUGGUGAGCUCAGAGAUGACAGCGGCGACAUGCGUGAGUCUAGCAACCCGACUAUUGGAUCUUCAAGGCCCCUUUCAGCUCUGGGCAAGAACUUGUGCUGACGAAGCCCCUUACCCUCUUAUAGGCCAUGAGAGGCCUUUUGCAAUAAAGCUCUCUAAUUUACGACACACACUGUCAACUGAAGAAGGGUUUGAUCUGGAGCACUGCAACAAAAGUGGCCAUGACACUUGUCAUUUUAUUUUGCGACCAAUUCUCAAGUCACCAAUAAAAAAAAAUAAAUCAAAAAUCAGUGGAUUACUUAGACGAUCUUUGUCAUUAAAUCCAAGUAUUUUUGGUGUUAAUUUAUCACGAUUAGACGAAAAUGGUUUACCUAAACCAGUACUAGUGAUGCUUCAGCAAUUAUUUGCAAAAGGUCCUUUUACUCAAGGAAUAUUCCGUAAGUCAGCAAACGUUCGGAUUGUUCGAGAGCUUCGAGAUCAAAUUGAAUCAACUGGUGACUCAAGUUGUUUAGAAGAUGCGCCAAUCAUUGCCGUUGCUGCAUUACUAAAAGAUUUUUUACGAUCAUUGCCCGAUCCACUACUUACUUCUCAUUUAUUUCCACUUUGGAUGGCCAGUUUAGAAUCUAAAAAUUCUGUACAGACUAUCAAAAGCAUUCUUGAUCGACUGCCAAAAGCCAAUUACACUCUUUUAUCUCAUUUGGUGUGCGUGCUUCAUCACAUAGCCCGUCGUUCAAAGCAUAAUUUGAUGUGCGCAAGUAAUUUAGGCGUCUGUUGUGGACCAAGUCUUCUUUGGUCAUCAAAUCCAACAGUAAAUCAGAGUCGUGCCAUUCCAGCACUUACAGAGAUGUUGAUUCGUCACUGUGAAGUGUUAUUUGGUGACGCUGUGACUCAGCUAUUUGGCGAGGAACGCAGUGACAGCGGGGCUGAAGAGAGCACUGACAGUUUACACUCAGGUGGGCUUUCGUUGGACAGUUUAGAUUUAACAGAGCCUCCACGCAAGGAUCACAUGUCACUGUCACGUGAUUCAGGACUGACAUUGUCAGAUUGUCAACUUUUCAUACCCGAGUCACCAGUCGGCUCAGAAGACUCUGCAGUAAAUGCAUCAACUUCAAGUUUUGACAAGUCAUCAGCAGACAAAGACAAGUGUCUCAAUAAAUCUUAUAUUCGUGUCUACACUGGCUGGGAGGAUCGACUGAAUGGUUAUACAACAACAACAACAACAACAGCAACGACGCCGCCAACAACGACGACGACAACGACAACCCCAAGUCCAACUGCUACCAAAAAUCAACAGAACAAUGAACCUUUUCGCGAUGACAAACUUAACUAUCCAAAUCCAAAUUUUCAACGACAAGAUUGGCUGCGUGCCCAACUUAAACGAACUCCUAGAACUAAACUAGAAGACGAUCAACGCAAAGAACGUUUUGAUGACAAGGAUAUUUUCAGUCGUGAUUACUUACGUCAGGCUUCUAUAAAAGAAAAUGUAGAAAAUUGCAAAGAAAUUGUUUUUAGAACACAACAGCAGCAACAGCAACAACAACAACAACAGCAACAACAAAAUGUAGAUUCAUGUCUUGACAGUCGUAUCUCUAAUCACGAUUCCGAGCAGAGUUCCACUGGUGAGUCUACGAUCUCAUCAGAGCGUAGUCACAGUUAUGAUUUUAAAAAAGAACGUUUUGAUUUCAAAAAAAUAAAAUCAGACUAUUCUUCUUCUUCUGGUUGUGAUCAAUCACCAGUGUCGUCACAAAAUGGGAGUUAUCAUUCAACUGGAGAUUUGUAUGAAUUUAAAAAAGUAUUGACUAAACAUGAAAGUAGAUUAGAAAAUAAUAAUAUUUAUGGAAAUCGUGAGACAUUAACUGAAAUUUAUAGUAGUGAUAUUUAUAAAUUCAAACAAGCUGAUACAAUUGAGGUAUUUUGUGAUGAGACUGAUGAUGAUACACGUACAUGGCCUGAUACUCCACCACCACUGCCACCCCGAUUGAGGCAUCUGCCUCCAGUGCACAUGAGUCUUGAGGAUCGACACAAAAUCACUGGUAGGUCACGGUCUUUGCCACCUCCGCCACCUUACCGACCUCCACCCCAACCGCGAGCUCCCAUUACCACAAGACAUCUUGGCUAUCCUCGAUCGAUUAUUGACGAUGAGAGUUAUGUUUAAAUUAUUAUAAUUAUUUUAAAUUUAUCUGCUAUCUAAACUACUUGGCCAAUUAUUUGUUAACAUUUUUAAGUUUAAUAUAUAGUUAUUAUUAAUAAAUAAAUAAAACUGUUAAAGUGUUAAUGAAUAAAGAUAAUAAUAAAUAAUAAAUUAUCUCCAAGUAGUUUAGAGAUAUUUUUAAUAAGGAGCUCAAAAGUACUCGUUGUAAUAAAUGAGUCUUGUAACUGAACCUAGUCCGAAUUAGCCCCGAUGGUCGUAGUGGACAGAAUGGAUUUAUAUAUGUGUGACAAUUAUUAUUAAUUAUUAGUUUAUUUUAUGUAAAUCAAAUCAGUGAGGUGAAUAAAAAAAGAGACGUCUCAAUUAAUUUAACGACAAUUACGUUUUUUGUUAUUAUUUUAUGAUUCAGGGUGCUUCCACAUGCUUAAUAUAACUACUAAUUUAAAUAUAUUAUAUUAAAAAUAUCUUAUUAUUAACUUUUUUAUUGAUAAUUAUCGAUAAAUAUAUUAUAUUAUAAGCAUAAAUUUAUUUUAUGAUGAUGAUUAUAAUCAAAAUAAUACUUUUCUAUUUGAUAUUUAAAAUCUAUUUUUAUUUAAGUUUCAUUUCGAAAAUAAUGAUUUAUGUAACAUGACAAUUACGUUAUACAGAUAUA